CUUCCGUGUUAAGUUCAACAGGUAACGUCAAUUUGAGCCGGCCCCGAGUCAACCGUUUCGUGUUAAACUAAACUGUCUGUCAAUAAGUUGCCCGGCAUGAUGAAAACUCUUCUGUACGACAUGUUGCAUCCGAAAACUUUUUACGCUGCCCAGAGGCCCAUUCUUCGCAUGACUUUCAUCUGCGGAAUGACUCCUUUUACGGUGAUGAUGAAAGGGAAGGAUGCUGAGCUUAGGAGUAAUUCUUUUGGAUAUUUUAACACCUCGAUUCAUACGAUCAUCUUCUGUACCUGUUACGUAAUCUCGUUGGUGAAAAAGGAAAACAUCACAGGAUAUUUCUUCAGCACCGAGAUCAGCACUUUGGGAAACAUUCUUCAGGUCCUGUGUGGAUUAGUCGCUUUGGUUAUGACGUUCUUCUACAGCAUUUUCCAACGAAAGCAUCUGAUUAAUGCAUUUCAUGCUUUGGCCAGAACCGACGAAAGUUUUAAAAACAUCGGAGUAGAAACAAACUACCGCAGUACCUUGAUGUACCAUUACCUUAUUAUUUUGGGGCAACUUUUGGUCCAGGGUAGUUUUAUGGGUGUUUCGUUGGCCAUAUUUUUCUGCUCCGGAGUGUAUCCUUGCCUGCCGGCGUGGACAUCAUUUUUCCUACCUUCGCUGAUGAUAUCACUGGUCAUAGUGAUGUUCCUGUCUCUGGUUAACCAAAUCAAGCAUCGAUUUCAUCUUCUCAACAAAGUGCUCAUCUCUCUUCGUGAAAUCUGCCUCGAGAAAAAGGAAGCCGAGUAUAACGAGAAACAGGACGAAGUUAAAAUACUCACCAUCAGAAAUCCUCUGGGAAUAUCCUCGGUUUACUCCGGGAAUACCAAUCGUUACAUGCCGGAUGUGGUAGUAAAAGUGGCCCAAAUCCAGGACGAGCUAUGUGAUGCGUGUGCAAAUGUGGAAAACUAUUUCAACAUUCAGAUGCUAGCGAUCGUUGCUAUAGCAUUUUUGAUCGGUGUAUUCGAUACGUACUACAUCUUGGAGACAAUCUUCGCCAACAGUGCUACGAAUACGGUUUUCAGUAAGCUUCAGUUUGUGGCCUUCUUCUUUGGUCAGGCGAUGGUCAACUCGUUUGGGAUAAUGACGAUCGUCUACGUGAGCAGUUUGGCAACAAAGGAGAAUGACAAAAUCGCAGUCAAUGUGCAUAAGUUGAUGAAUCUUAAUCAUUUCGAUGAGGAUCUUGUCAAACAGUUAACGAAUUUCUCUUUGCAACUGACGCAUCGUAAGGUUGCUUUUACUGCAUAUGGAUUUUUCAAUUUGGACUUCACAUUGCUUUUUACGCUGACGGGAGCCGCUACUACUUAUCUAGUAAUACUGGUGCAAUUUACCCUGAGUAAAAGCGCGACAUGUCAUCAUUUGCUUCAAAAUGCAAGUCAAACGGUCAGCAGAAAUGAAUCCGAAUUUUAAAAUGCACUUCAAAUUCAACGCGUGUUGUUAAAGUGAACUUUCAAUAAAUACAAUGCUGCACAAAUGGGUCAGUUUGAGGUUUUUGGGCCAUCCAUCGGAAGAAAUCAUUUUCACAGUUAAAAAUUUUAUAUGCGCGUUUGUGGUGAAUGUUGUUUUUUUUUUCAAUAAUUAUAUAGCUACAAAAAUUAAAAAUC
This is a messenger RNA of Uranotaenia lowii, 1637 nucleotides long. It is a transcript of the gene Gr28b, whose product is annotated as putative gustatory receptor 28a. Gene Ontology annotation, cellular component: dendrite; neuronal cell body; membrane. NCBI's taxonomy places the organism in Eukaryota, Metazoa, Arthropoda, Insecta, Diptera, Culicidae. Gene Ontology annotation, biological process: sensory perception of taste. Bases 97 to 1443 code for a protein of 448 amino acids. The record is from RefSeq and is a predicted model, not a curated record. The transcript has 4 exons.